AUGCUCACUUGGCCUGAUAGUUUCCUGAGGAAGGAGAAUGCACUCCAUACAGAUGGGGAUGUUAAGGGCAGUUUCUCCGCGUUCCUACUUGGCAUUGUUUACUGUUUCAACUGUUUAGAAUCUAGAGGAUCAGGCUGUUGGUUUCAGUUACAGCUCACCUCAUUCACUAGAAACUUCCACUGUGAUCAGACCUUUUCAAGAAGUUUAGACAAGGCAAGUUGCCACGAGAAAGAUGUUGGAGGUGUGAUUUGCAGGUCAUGCAAUCUCUCCAUCCCAUUCCAUGGAUGUCUGAUAAACCUUGGAACAUGCAGAACAAAGCCUGGUCAGUUUUGUAUAAAAGAGAACUUUGCUAAAGGUGGAAUCCAGUGGUUUUCAGUUAAAGGCUGCACUGAGGACAAAUCGGAGUGCUUCAAGAGGGUGGUAAAGCACUACGAAGUCCGCUCUUCUCAUUGCUGCCACCGACCGCUGUGCAACUUCUGA
Onychomys torridus (southern grasshopper mouse) is the source of this 480-nucleotide messenger RNA. It is a transcript of the gene C1H9orf57, whose product is annotated as chromosome 1 C9orf57 homolog. The record is from RefSeq and is a predicted model, not a curated record. NCBI's taxonomy places the organism in Eukaryota, Metazoa, Chordata, Mammalia, Rodentia, Cricetidae. The transcript has 3 exons. The coding region runs from base 1 to 480 and encodes 159 amino acids.